AUGUCUCCUGAUGUCCCUGAGAGCCGUCAAGCGCGUGAACUUAAUAACACGUGUCAAGACAAUUACCAGCAACAAGGUUGGGACUUAAUUAGGGGAUUCUGGUGUGUUUACCAUCCUGGUUGCUGGGGUAUUUUGCUCAAAGGCAUCGUGCCACUUCACACAGUGGGGGGUCACAACAGUGCCACUCCACACAGUGGGGGUCUCAACGGUGCCACUCCACACAGUGGGGGUCACAACGGUGCCACUCCACACAGUGGGGGUCACAACGGUGCCACUCCACACAGUGGGGGUCUCAACGGUGCCACUCCACACAGUGGGGGUCACAACGGUGCCACUCCACACAGUGGGGGUCACAACGGUGCCACUCCACACAGUGGGGGUCUCAACAGUGCCACUCCACACAGUGGGGGUCUCAACGGUGCCACUCCACACAGUAGGGGUCACAACAGUGCCACUCCACACAGUGGGGGUCACAACAGUGCCACUCCACACAGUGGGGGUCACAACAGUGCCACUCCACACAGUGGGGGUCACAACGGUGCCACUCCACACAGUGGGGGUCACAACAGUGCCACUCCACACAGUGGGGGUCACAACAGUGCCACUCCACACAGUGGGGGUCACAACAGUGCCACUCCACACAGUGGGGGUCACAACGGUGCCACUCCAAACAGUGGGGGUCACAACAGUGCCACUCCACACAGUGGGGGUCUCAACGGUGCCACUCCACACAGUAGGGGUCACAACAGUGCCACUCCACACAGUGGGGGUCACAACAGUGCCACUCCACACAGUGGGGGUCUCAACGGUGCCACUCCACACAGUGGGGGUCACAACGGUGCCACUCCACACAGUGGGGGUCACAACGGUGCCACUCCACACAGUGGGGGUCACAACGGUGCCACUCCACACAGUGGGGGUCACAACAGUGCCACUCCACACAGUGGGGGUCACAACAGUGCCACUCCACACAGUGGGGGUCACAACAGUGCCACUCCACACAGUGGGGGUCACAACGGUGCCACUCCACACAGUGGGGGUCACAACAGUGCCACUCCACACAGUGGGGGUCACAACAGUGCCACUCCACACAGUGGGGGUCACAACAGUGCCACUCCACACAGUGGGGGUCACAACGGUGCCACUCCACACAGUGGGGGUCACAACAGUGCCACUCCACACAGUGGGGGUCACAACAGUGCCACUCCACACAGUGGGGGUCACAACAGUGCCACUCCACACAGUGGGGGUCACAACGGUGCCACUCCAAACAGUGGGGGUCACAACAGUGCCACUCCACACAGUGGGGGUCACAACAGUGCCACUCCACACAGUGGGAGGACCCUGCGUCAUAGACGGAUGGCGUAUGACUGCGUCAGGGCAGAUGGCAUAUGUCUGCGUCAGAGACGGAUGGCGUAUGGCUGCGUCAGAGACGGAAUGCGUAAGUUCGUGUAA
This is a messenger RNA of Procambarus clarkii (red swamp crayfish), 1455 nucleotides long. NCBI's taxonomy places the organism in Eukaryota, Metazoa, Arthropoda, Malacostraca, Decapoda, Cambaridae. The record is from RefSeq and is a predicted model, not a curated record.